AUGAGAAUAUGGAGCUUUUGUUUAAUCUUGUUCCUUUCUAAUUCGAUACUUGUUUUGGCUUCUCAUGUUAGGCACUUGUGUCGUGCAGACCAGAAGAAUUCUCUUUUGGAGUUCAAGAACGAGUUCUAUAUCCAAGAACUCAUUUCCAAUGGGAUUGUUGGUGAUAAGAAGACAGAGAAGUGGAGGAACAACACUGACUGCUGCACUUGGGACGGUAUCUCUUGUGAUCCUAAAACGGGUAAGGUAGUAGAGUUAGACCUCAUGAACAGUUUUCUCAAUGGCCCUUUGAGAUAUGAUAGUAGCCUGUUUAGACUACAACAUCUUCACAGCCUUAAUCUUCGCUCGAAUAAUUUUUCGGGUAUUCUACCAGAUUCCAUAGGCAACCUCAAAUAUUUGAGGGUAUUGAGUCUUGGUGAUUGCAAUCUCUUUGGAAAGAUUCCUUCUUCGAUUGGAAAUCUUACUUAUCUCACUAAUCUUGAUCUUUCUGUUAAUGAGUUCACCGGUGAGCUACCGGAUUCAAUGGGGCAUCUAAACAAGCUAACAGAGUUGCAUCUUGGAUCAGCCAAGCUCAGUGGGAAAUUUCCUAGUGUGCUACUCAAUAUGAGCGAGCUCACCUGGAUCGACCUUGGUUCUAACCAGUUCGAAGGUAUGCUCCCAUCUAAUAUGAGUAGCCUUUCAAAACUAGUGUAUUUUGGGAUUACUGAAAAUUCUUUUUCUGGAUCUAUUCCAUCGUCUCUCUUCAUGCUUCCUUCAUUGACCUCUCUUGUCUUGGGAAGAAACAACUUCAACGGUCCUCUUGACUUUGGGAAUAUGUCUUCACCAUCUAACCUUGGAACUUUGUCUCUUCUAGAAAACAAUUUCAAUGGUCCAAUACCGAAGUCUAUAUCGAAACUAGUUGGACUUUUUUAUCUUGACCUCUCUUUAUGGAAUACAGAGAGAGCCAUGGUCGAUUUCAACAUCUUCUUGCAACUGGAGUCUCUUAUAUUCCUUGACCUCUCUUAUAUUAAUACAAGAAGCACACUUGACGUAAGCAUAUUCUCACCUCUCUUGUUACUUGGUUACUUGGAUCUUUCCGGGAUUAAUUUGAAGACCAGCUCUACUCUCAGUCUUCCCUCACCCAUGGGUACCUUGAUUUUAGCAUCCUGCAAUAUUGCUGAAUUCCCCAAGUUUCUAGAAAACCAAACCACUUUGAACUAUUUAGACAUCUCUGCCAAUAGAAUUGAAGGCCAAGUACCAGAAUGGUUGUGGAGUCUACCAGCUUUGCAGUAUGUAAACAUCUCUCAGAAUUCGUUCAGUGGUUUUGAAGGACCAGUGGAUGUUAUUCAAAGAUGUGGAAAACUAACCAUGCUUGAUAUAAGUUCAAACACAUUCCACCAUCCGUUUCCUUUGUUACCAAACUCUACAACGAUCUUUCUAGGCUCUGAUAAUCGGUUCUCGGGAGAGGUUCCUAGAGCAAUAUGCAAAUUGGUUUCUCUUGAUACACUUGUUCUAUCCAACAACAACUUCAACGGCUCUAUUCCUCGGUGUUUUGAAAAAUUUAAUACUACUCUUUCGGUCUUACAUCUUCGCAAUAACAACAUCUCCGGUACUUUUCCAGAGGAAUCUGUAAGUGAACACUUGAGAUCAGUUGAUGUUGGUCGCAACCAGUUAUCAGGAGAGCUUCCCAAGUCUUUGAUCAACUGCACUCGUCUCGAGUUUCUUAACGUGGAAGAUAACAGAAUCAGUGACAAGUUUCCAUUAUGGUUGAGAUCGUUGCCCAGUCUACAGAUUCUUGUUCUCCGUUCUAAUGACUUCCAUGGGCCAAUAUAUUUUCCUGGAGAGUCUUCGAGCUUCAACAAGCUGCGAAUCUUUGAUAUUUCAGAAAAUCGCUUCAGUGGAGUCUUGCCAUCAGAUUACUUUGCUGGUUGGAGUGCAAUGUCAUCAGUCUUAGACAUUGUAGACGUUAUCCCGAGUAGGUAUGCGGGACGUGACGACUCUGGAAACUAUCAAAACUCAGUGACUAUGACAAUUAAAGGAUUGACGUGGGAGCUUGUUGGGAGUGUUUUCGCAAUUUACAAAACCAUGGAUGUCUCCGGAAACAAAUUCGAAGGAGGUAUUCCUGAAUCCAUUGGUUUACUUAAGGAACUGAUUGUGCUCAAUAUGUCAAACAACGGUUUCACAAGUUCUAUUCCACCAGCUCUGUCAAACUUGACCGAUCUUGAAUCAUUGGAUCUAUCUAAAAACAAAUUAUCCGGCAAAAUCCCACCAGAGCUCGGGAAACUCACGUUUCUAGCACAGAUGAACUUCUCUUACAACAGGCUUGAAGGUCCAAUACCACAAGGCACUCAGAUACAAAGUCAAAAGAGCUCUUCAUUCGGAGAGAAUCUCGGGCUUUGCGAUCAGAGGAAUGCUCUUUGGGAGUUCAAGAACGAGUUCUAUGUCCAAGAGUUCAAUUCCAAUGGGAUUAUUGGCGAUAAGAAGACAGAGAAAUGGAGGAACACAACUGAUUGCUGUUCUUGGGAUGGUGUCUCUUGUGAUCCUAAGACAGGCAAGGUCGUUGAGUUAGACCUCGGGUUCAAUAAUCUCAACGGUCCUUUGAGAUUUAAUAGUAGCCUGUUUAGACUACAACAUCUUCAAAGCCUAGAUCUUAGCUUCAAUUAUCUCUCGGGUAUUCUACCAGAUUCCAUCAACAACCUGAAAUAUUUGAGGGAUUUGGAUCUUCGUGGUUGCAAGCUCUUUGGGAAGUUUCCUUCUUCACUCGGAAAUCUUUCUCAUCUCACGAAUCUUGAUCUUUCUGAUAAUGAGUUCACCGGUCAGUUGCCGGAUUCGAUGGGGUAUUUAAACAAGCUGACAGAGUUGGAUCUUCGAUCGACCAUGCUCAGUGGGAACUUCCCUCGUGUGCUACUCAACUUGAGCUCGCUCAUCUCAAUCGACCUUAGUUCUAACCAGUUAAAAGGUAUGCUCCCAUCUAACAACAUGAGUAGCCUCUCCAAACUGAAGUCUUUUAUGAUUAGUGGAAAUUCAUUUUAUGGAACCAUUCCCUCUUCUCUCUUCACGAUCCCUUCGCUGACUAGACUUGACCUAAGCAGAAACGACUUCACCGGUCCUCUUGAGAUUGGGAAUAUCUCUUCACAACCUAACCUUCGAUACUUAUACAUUGGAGAAAACAGUUUCAAUGGACCAAUCCCAAGAUCUAUAUCAAAACUAGUUGUACUCUCGGAUCUUAGCCUCUCUUUCUGGAACACAGGGAGGUCUAUUAAUGAUUUCAGCAUCUUCUUGCAUCUCAAGUCACUGACGUCACUUGAUCUUUCAGGAAUUAAUUUGAAGAUCAGUUCCACUCUCCAUUUUCCCUCACCUAUAGCAGAAUUGAUUAUAUCGUCCUGCAAUAUUUCUGAGUUUCCCAAGUUUAUACAAAACCAAACCAGUUUGCAGGUUUUAGACAUCUCUGCCAAUCAAAUUGAAGGCCAAAUACCAGAAUGGCUAUGGAGUCUUCCAGAGUUAGGGUAUGUAAACAUUGCUCAUAAUUCCUUCAGUGGAGAACUAACUAUUUUACCAAACUCUACCAUUAGUUACUUUAUAGGCUCUGAUAAUCAGUUUUCUGGAGAGAUUCCUCGAUCAAUAUGCAAAUUGGUUUCUCUUUGGACACUUGUUUUGUCCAACAACUUCAGCGGUCCUAUUCCAAGGUGUUUAGAGAAUUUUAAUUCUUCUCUUUGGAUCUUGCAUCUUCGGAAUAACNGCUCUGAUAAUCAGUUUUCUGGAGAGAUUCCUCGAUCAAUAUGCAAAUUGGUUUCUCUUUGGACACUUGUUUUGUCCAACAACAACUUCAGCGGUCCUAUUCCAAGGUGUUUUGAGAAUUUCAAUUCUUCUCUUUGGAUCUUGCAUCUUCGGAAUAACAGUCUCUCUGGUGUUAUUCCGGAGGAAAUUAUCAGUGAUCGCUUGAGAUCACUUGCUGUUGGUCGCAACCGGUUAUCAGGACAACUUCCCAAGUCUCUUAUCAACUGCACUCGUCUCGAGUUUCUUAACGUGGAAGAUAACCGAAUCAAGGACAACUUCCCAUUUUGGUUGAGCUUGAAGGUCCAAUACCACAAGCCACUCAUAUUCAAAGCCAGAAUAGCUCAUCGUUUACAGGGAAUCCCGGUCUAUGCGGUGUUCCUCUCCAAGAAAUUUGCAACCGAGAAGAAGAGACAACACAAGAGAAAGAUGAGAAGGAAGAAGAAGAUCAAGUAUUGA
Camelina sativa (false flax) is the source of this 4209-nucleotide messenger RNA. NCBI's taxonomy places the organism in Eukaryota, Viridiplantae, Streptophyta, Magnoliopsida, Brassicales, Brassicaceae. The record is from RefSeq and is a predicted model, not a curated record.